AUGGCGGGCCUCGGCACCCGCGGACGCAGAAGGGACAACACUGGCGAUCAGGGACCGGAGCAGCAGCGAGAGCACACCCCUCCUGCUUCUCCAUUGGCGGAUCCCCCUGACCGAGAGCCCCCUGGAGGUUCAACACCCCCAAGGAGCCUUGCAGUGGACCCCCCGGAGGAUCCACUUCCUUGCGGAGAGUUCCCACCGGAGGAAGGCCUUUCCGAAGCGGAGAGACUCCGCCGGGGAAAGACACACUCAGAGGAAGCAUGCCCCUCCAACCUCACCGGGACUGCACCAUCAACAGAGGACUUGGUGGAACUCACCCCGGACGAGAUCACCCGCUUUGCCAAGUACCAGGAGCAGCAGGCAGCCCAACAACGCACCCGAGCCCGAGAGGGUGAGGAGCACCGCCAAGCUGAGAAACAGUGGGCCUCCUACCAAAGGCCUGACGUCACUCACGCUGCUCGAGAGAGGCCUCCCGGACAGCACAUCAUGGCGCCUCCUGCCACGUCACCCGCGCCAAGAGUUGCAAGGGGACAAGCUGCUCCGCGACCAGCAUCACCCGAGCACCAUGCGUCAUUGACUUUCAACCAGGCCAGCACUCCACCGCGAGCGCCUCCUACUUACGCUCACGCCAAUGGCAAGAACGGGGCGCCUGAAGGACCUCGCCCCGCGCCGUACCAGCAGCCUAACUUUCCGGCGCCCGCUUACGUCAGACCCCAUCAGGAGGCCCCACCUGCCAUGGCGCCUGCGUUCCAAGCUGGCCAGUUUGGGGCCUACCCAUCUGCUAACCAGCCGAACAUGGAGUUUUCCGGAGGGAGCCCCCACGCGGCCGCAUCAGCGCCACCGCCGGCACCAGCACCACCCUUUGCCACGUCAUCACCGGUGGGCCCAGGCUACCAACCGUACCCGAACCACGCUGCACCUUCUGCUGGCCCCCAAUACCAGCCGCCAGGGCACUAUCAUCCGUACGGCGUUCCGUUGAACCAAGGCGCGUUCAACCCGACCGCGGCGCCACCGGGCCAAUAUGGCCAAAAUGGCGGACCACCUGUGCCCCCACCUGGCGCACCCUCAGCUUCGUUGUCGCUGUUUUACACCGGCCCCGGCUACACCGCCACGCAGGCGCCCUACCAGCAGCCCUUCCCGGCGGGCGCGCCCUACCCGGCCACCGGUCCGUAUGGCGCCCCACAACACCCUCCAACGGACAGCCGGAAUGGCGCGUACAUCUACGCCCCCACCGGAAUCUACAGCCACGGACCCGGUGCUCAGUACAGCGGCCUCCCGGGACUGCAGGCGAUGUACGGCCCUCCGAUUCCCAGCUAUGGCCCGGCGCCGCCAUCUGAAAACCCUCAGGCGCCGAACAAGAUCUUCCAAGCGCAGAAGAUCGGAAGGCCGUUCAAGGGGACCAUAGAGGAGGAAGGCCGGCGCGCGCGAGACUUCAUCUCGCAAUUCGAGAUGACGAGGCGGGCGACGCCAGGUCUCACCAACGCACAACUCGUCACCACAGCCAUCGCCAACUUACAAGACGCAGCGGAAUCCUGGUACUUCACCGAGGACACCAAGUAUUACCAGCUCGCGGGCGCUAACUUGGUGGACGACUGGGAAAGCUUCAAGCGACUGUUUUUACAGCGCUACGGGAAGGCGAUCGUGGACGCGGAGUUCCUCAACUAUCGCGUCAAGUCGCAAGACUUAGCCGCCGAGGCCACAUCCAACGAAGCGAAGAACCGCAAACCGAAGGAACCGGUGGAGGAGAAGCCGAAGCGCGCCCCGCGAGCUAUGGUGCGCUCGGUUGAAGACCCCCCACCGUUGGAGCCAAAGUCCACCGAGACAGAGGCUGAAGGACCCCGCCACGUCAGCACUGAUCGACAGCAACCGGACCGCGGCUACAACCGCGACAACCGAGGCAGUGACGGUCGGUACAACAACAACCGGGCCAACCCGAACGGAAGCCGCCCAGCAUGGAAUGGUCAGCGCCGCAACGAGGGCAAGCCGCGGCUCUGCUAUGGCUGCGGCAAGCCCGGCCACCUUCGCCGGGAGUGUCCUCAUUCCUCCGAUCAGAAGGGCGCGAACCUCAUCGAAGGAGAGUGCCCCUGCCGCACGUGCCACGAAGAGGGGGACGAUUACCCCCACGACUACGAUCCGUACGACGACCUUUCCGACUCUGCGCCGGAUUUGGAGUCGCCAGCUUCUGUCAACACUGUCUCCGCCCCUUGCGACGGCGCCGACAGCUUGGAGCUGGCUUCUGACGACACGGUCCAUGACGCUCACCUUGCCGAGGUUUACGCCGCCGAGGAGGUCGCUGACGAAGUCCGACGCUUCCUCCCGGCCCAACGCCAGCCUUUUCCUAUCAACUUGGGACCGGUUCUUCCACCAGCUCCACACGGAAACAACCCGCUCGCGGUGAGCGCUAAAGCGACCCCGCCGCAACGACCAGCGAACCCCCCCCCGAAAGCACCGGUUCCCCCCAUGGGCGAACCAACCGGAGACGUGGGCGGGCAGGCAUCUUCGCAAGCCUACGUGACGAACCGACCGACUGUUCAGGGAAGCUUUCCCCUAGAUUGGGUGCCUAUGACGGUCGCCGUACGACACGGCAGCCCCCAGUUGGUACGAGACCUCCAGACGACGGUACGGAAGGCCCUUCAAACUCUGAAGCGCCCCGCCGGGCCGCGUCCUUCCCCGCUAUCUGCGCCGCGCGCGGUGGAGACCGUCAACACCAUCAUCACGACGUCAGCAGAAUACCUAGAAGUCGACCCUGACGCCCCCCGACGCUCAAUCGCGAAGGUGGCUGCGAAAAUGGGAGGGGUUGACGGCCACCGGAAGAUUGCCUGGUUGGACAGCGUUGGCACGCCGCGCGCCAUGUUUGGCGUCAUCGACUACUCGACGGACCUCUUCCGGUUCAAGCUUCCUCAGACGCGAGCGUGGCGCUCACUUCCGCUACUUGAAGUCAGCCAAGUCCAAGGCGCGCCCACCGGACUCAUCUACCAGGCACCAGUGGCUCAGACCCUGACCGUCCCGGUGGUAUACCAGAUCGAAGCGCCGGACCCCCCGACCGCUGACGCUGAACCAGGCGGCCCCGGAGGCGAACCCGACCCGGACGGACCACCGGUCGACUCCGCCGUGACGUCAUCAGCAACCUUUACCGCGCCCCGGCUGAUCUCUACAGAUGGCGAGGAGCCCUCGAACGACAGCUCAGACGACCCUUCGUCCGACUUUUCCGAAACAUCAGCAAGCACCCCAACCGCAUCUCCGACGGACAGCUCUAGCGGCAGCUCGUCGUCAACUCAUCCUGACGUCAUCAUGACGGGCCAAAGCGCAACGGAGGGCACCCCUGACGUCAUCCCCGACCCACCGACUGAAGGACCUCCGACUACAGGCAAGCCGAUUACUCGCGCCAUCUUGCUACGCACCUUGGCGGAAGCUCGACGCCUGCUUCGUUUCUGUCUUGAACGCGAGCUGCUUCCACGCGCCCGCGUCGCCAUGUUGGCUCAACUCUACACGGAGGGUUUUGAACAUCACAACUACGGGGAGAUGCUACACCCGGUGGACGAAGCAAACGAAGCCCUCCUGCCAAUCGCCACUCGCCGGCGGCGCGGCUUUCAAUUCGUCAACCUCACCGAGGCUGAGGAGCAGAACUUUUCGGAAUCCUUCCGAGCAGCAGACGCAAUGCCGGUGGUCAACGCUACGGUGGUUCCCCCACCACCCGCCGCCAAUGCUGACGGCAGCGACGCCGAGCGGCGUGCCCACCGGGAGGCGGUCCGACCACAAAUCCGCCUGGCGGACAACUUGGACACCGGCCAGCGCGAGCAAGUGAUGACCCUUCUGGAGAAACACGCGCUCAUCGUUUCCAGGGACCCCACCGACUUGGGCCUCGUGCAGGGCUUCUUCCACCACAUCAACACCGGCGACUCCAAGCCCGUCAAGAUGCAACCUUACCGCCAAAGCUUCGCGGAAGAGGCGGAGAUCGACAAGCAAGUGGGUCCCAUGGAAGCGUGCGGCGUUGUCCAGCCCAGCGCGAGCCCCUUCGCCGCUGCCGUGGUGCUCGCGCGAAAGAAGAACGGCAAAUGGCGAUUCUGCGUCAACUUCCGCGGUCUCAACAAAGUGACAGUUCCCGACAACUACCCCCUGCCGCAAAUCAAUGCCAUCUUCGACCAGCUGGGCAACUCGCGCUACUUCACCAUGCUGGACGCGCAAUCCGGCUACUGGCAGAUACCCAUGGCGCCAGAGGACAUCCACAAGACAGCAUUCAUCACUCACUGCGGCUUGCGCGAAUUCGUCCGCAUGCCUUUCGGUCUCACCGGCGCGCCCGCGACCUACCAACGCGUGAUGGACAUCACGCUCAGCGACGAAAUUCACGGACCAGACCCAGUGGCAACCCAGUACCUGGACGACACGUGCGUUCACACCGAAGCCUGGGACAAGCACUUAGAAGCCUUGGACGCAAUCCUCACCAAGCUGGCCGCCAUCAACCUCAAGCUCUGCCCAACAAAAUGCCUGUUCGGCGCGAGCGAGGCCGAGCAUCUCGGACACAUUGUCCGCGAGAACCAGCUUUUGCCAGACCCUGAAAAGGUGAAGGCCGUAGCCAGCUGGAUGACGCCGAUCAACGUCUCCGAAGUGCGCGCAUUUUUGGGAAUGGUGGGCUACUACCGGCACUUCGUCGCGAAUUUCUCCCGCAUGGCGAAACCGCUUCACCACUUGACUAAACUCGGAACAGCGUUUGAGUGGAGCCCCGAACAAGCGCGCGCGUUUGCGGCGCUCAAAAAGGCGCUCUGCACAGCCCCCAUCUUGGUGCGACCCAAUCCGGUGAAGCCGUUCAUCGUCGACACCGACUACAGCACCGACGGAAUCGGCGCCGCUCUCAGCCAGGUGGACGACGACGGAAAAGAACACCCAAUCGCGUUCGCCUCCCGGUCGCUUCAUGGCGCCGAAGUCAACUACUCCACAACGGACGGCGAACUUCUGGCGAUGGUGUGGGCGAUUUCCGUCAAGUUCCGACCCUACCUUUACGGCGGGCCCACCUUCACCUGUCGAGUGGACCACAAUCCGCUGAUCUACUUACAUCAGCAGCGGAACCUUACCGGGCGACUGGCACGCUGGCACAUGAAACUCAUGGAGUACAACUUCACAGUUGUACACCGCGCGGGGCGCAUUCACAGCAACGUAGACCCGCUAAGCCGGCACCCACUCCACGACCCACCAGAGGAGGACUGGGACGACCUACCCGCUUAUGCCAGCUUCCCAUCAGCCGACCUGCCAACCGGAGAAGCUCCCACCGUGCUCAACAUCACGCGCUCGCGCCAACGCGCGAUUGCGCCCCCGCUGUCCGAGAGGCGCGAGUGUUUCAACCGCUCGCGACCCGGCCACUUCUCUCCGGUGUGCCCUACGCGCGCACAACGGCUCAACACAGCGGCUUUGCCUGAAGUCAACAUGAUCCUGGCGGACGACUUGGCCCCCGACUGGCUGCCAUCAUUCGAGACGGCUUGCGCGGCACCACCUCUACCGGAAUGGGAACCUGAUGUCAUCCCACUCGACGUCUUCUCCACCUACCAACCCAACUUUGACGGCGAACUAGUGGAAAUUGCUCCGACAGUCAACUACUGCGAGCCCAGUACCGACUGGUGGAAAAGCCGAACCCCCUCCCCCCCACCCGCUGAUCAACCCGGCACUCCACCACUCGUUUGUACAAUUGACCGAGCCCGGGACGUCUCGGAAUUGCAAGGGGACAGAGGUGUUCCCACCAUACGCUAUGAGGACUGGGCCCGCCAGCACCCGUCCGUUCCACGCGGCCCCGCAGAAGGCAGCCCGGAAGGAGCGGAACAACCUCUACCAACGGAGCCAACAGCCGCAUCAGCGGAGCCCUUGAGGGAGCCUACCGAGGCAACGGCGGAACAACCUGACCCAGACGAAGAAACGGAGGCAUGCUUAGCGCUAGCUGCACUCGCAGCAGACGAACAGCCUCAUCCUCAGCCUCAGCAUCAGCCUCUCCCGGCGCAGCCCCCGGAGACUAUCAACAUUGGGGAAAAGCGUAACCUAACGGAGACCGAAGGCGAUCAACCGGAGCUCCCGACUAAGCGCUUGCCGCUGGAGGACCGCACAGCGCUGGCCGUGACGUCACCACCGGAGGCCGAACCACCGAGCCCCGCUGAGCCGUCCCUCGCGCUGACGUCAGCAUCAUCCGAGCCAACAGAACAAGAGCCUGAUCUGAGGCUAGACGAAGGCCUGCAAAAGGAGAUUGAGCUUUCGAAGAACGUACGAGCGGAACCAACAGAGGCCGCGGUGGUCCCCCUGCCCACUCUGGAGUUGGACAACCCCCCACCGUUCGACUUGGCCAGCUUUCCAACUCCUGACCCGCUGAAGUACGUCAUCGGAGACCCUGACGUGGCAUACUACUUCAAAACUAGCUGCCUCCCCGCCUUCCACGGAGAGCCGGUUGAGAGGAGGAAGGACCUCCGGCGCCAGAUCCGCGACCGGUCCAAAAUGUACCACAUGGAGGGCGAGCGGCUCUACCGGCUAGCUUCCCCGAAGGCGCAACCAAAUCAACCACCACCUCCCAGCGUCAUCCGAAGGCCAGUACUCACCAAACCGGAGGCCGACUCGGUG
Klebsormidium nitens is the source of this 6588-nucleotide messenger RNA. The record is from the annotation of a GenBank genome assembly. NCBI's taxonomy places the organism in Eukaryota, Viridiplantae, Streptophyta, Klebsormidiophyceae, Klebsormidiales, Klebsormidiaceae.